Canariomyces notabilis is the source of this 558-nucleotide messenger RNA. RefSeq lists its product as uncharacterized. Lineage: Eukaryota; Fungi; Ascomycota; Sordariomycetes; Sordariales; Chaetomiaceae. The record is from RefSeq and is a predicted model, not a curated record. The coding region runs from base 1 to 558 and encodes 185 amino acids. The transcript is spliced from 3 exons.
AUGGCUUCAGUCCUGCGCAGUCUCCCUCGUAGAAUAUCGACGCGAUCUCACAACUGCAGUUUCAUCACUUCCGCCUUUGGCACCAGCUGUAGCAAGAUCUACAACACCAACACCACCAACCCCCGCUCACACAUUUCACCCCUCACCCUCACCACCACCAGCACCACCCAGCGCCGCACAAUGGCGACCGACACGACGCCCAAGAAAUACGAAUGGCUUGUCGUCGUGCCCGACUUUCCCGGCGUGCACCAGAAGCGGAUGGACGUGCGCCCCCAACACUUUGCCGGCCUCCAACCGUCCAUCGACUCAGGCCUCUUCCAAAUGGGCGGCGCCGUGCUCAACGAGGUGCCCGAGGGAACCGACCCGUCCAAGUACAGCUUCGCGGGCAGCACCAUUGUGGUGCAGGCGGCGAGCAGGGAGGAGGUCAAGGAGAUUCUGCGGAGAGACAUUUAUGCCCAGUCUGGCGUGUGGGAUGUUGAGAAUACUCAGAUGUGGCCGCUGUUGUGCGCCUUUCGGUACCCGGUCAAGGGGCAAAAGGAACCGGCCCAGGGGCAAUGA